CCCACGACUAAUGCCCUUGGUUUUCCCAUUUCUUGUAGGCUCGCUAUACCUUGAAGUACGAUCAUGUGCGUGGCUCUUUGGAAAUGAAGAUGACCGACGAUAUCGUGUGUCUCUUGUACAAAUCCGAUGCAGCUCAAGAUGUCAAGAAGAUGGAAAAAUUCAUUACCAACCUCAUGCGGCAUAUGGCAUCUAGCGAGGAGCACUAAGCUUCAUCCAGAGUCAGUCCCUUCUCGAUCGUGCAUUUAUUCAUUUUUCCGGACAAAAACAAUUUUCCGACCGUGAUACGUCGUCAUGGCGGCUAGUGACAAUAUGCGAAAUGAGGGCGGUCCUACCGUCAAGUUUGAAAAUGGGCGGCAACACAGCAGUGCUCACACCGUGGGUCCUGCCUUGCCCAAGGAUGGACAAGUGAUGGCGGCCAUCCUCAAGGACAUGGGUAUUCUCGAUUAUGAGGCCAAGGUGAUCAAUCAGUUGCUCGAGUACUCGUAUCGAUACGUGACCGAUGUCCUUCAAGAUGCCAAGAUCGUGUCCGGUCAUGCCAAGAAGAAGGUCAUCGAUGUGGAAGACGUGAAAUUAGCCGUACAGAUGUAUUCUGAGCAAAACAUGACCGCCCCGUUAAGCCGCGAGUUGCUUCUGGAUGCGGCUCGAGUUAAAAACCGCCAGCCUUUACCCAUUCCACGGCCAUCCUACGGUCUACGGCUCCCGCCUGAUCGCCAUUGCUUGACCGCUUGUAACUAUCGCAUGAAAUUCAAACCCAAAGGUCGCACGCCCGCAGCAGGGGGUUACGGCAAAGCCGGUGCCGCCCAAGCUAAAAUGGUACUGCCACAAACGCAAGGUGGUGCAGUACCAUUCACGGUCAUGAAGGGCGCAGGGGGCGGUGGUGUCAAUCCCAUGUUUAAGAUCAAUGCGGCAGAUCCGAGCGGCGCACCCGCAGCCAAAUUUCAAAUGGGCGUGCCUGCGGGUGCCGUUGGUGGGAACCAAACACCCGCCUUCAAGAUUCAGAUCAAUCCUCUUCCAACCCCGCCCAGUGGGGUCAAGCGGAAGGCCGAUGACAUGGAUAUCUCGUUUUAGAUGAGCGCUGCAAUCACGCCGAUCUUUUCCGUCUCUACCGAUUUCAUCUAUUCUUUAUCCCGUCGCAUUCAAUGGCCAAUCAAUAAACAUAGUGGUUAAGUUUUUCCUGGUCAA
Molecule: messenger RNA, 1182 nt
Organism: Tigriopus californicus
Lineage: Eukaryota; Metazoa; Arthropoda; Copepoda; Harpacticoida; Harpacticidae
Gene: Taf9
Product: transcription initiation factor TFIID subunit 9-like
Exons: 1
Coding region: 292-1068 (258 amino acids)
Biological process (GO): DNA-templated transcription initiation; RNA polymerase II preinitiation complex assembly
Cellular component (GO): transcription factor TFIID complex; SAGA complex
Molecular function (GO): protein heterodimerization activity; RNA polymerase II general transcription initiation factor activity; transcription coactivator activity
Source: RefSeq, a predicted model, not a curated record